UUUCAGUCAGAGCUGACGAUCAUUCAACCAGACACUCUUCACUGACUCCAGAUAUCUGAUCUUCUGCAAGCUUCAAUUCAGCACCCGCUACAGAUUCUAGAACAUGGAAACUCCAGACGCUGCUGUUGCUGAGGCAAUAAAGGCAUCAGGCGAGUCCACCCUGGAAAAGGCUACAGCAAAAGCUAAAGAAACAAUUGAUCAGUUGUUUAAUGUCUCACUUAACGUCGCUGUGACUGGAAAUACAGGAUCUGGGAAAUCCUCCUUUGUAAAUGCACUUAGAGGGAUAAAAGAUGAUGAUGAUGGAGCAGCACCAACUGGAGUUACCGAAACUACAAUGGAAGCCACCAUGUACACACAUCCGACAAUGCCAAAUGUGAAGAUCUGGGACCUGCCUGGAAUAGGAACACCAAACUUCAAAGCAGAAAAAUACCUUAAAGAUGUCAAUUUUAAGAACUAUGAUUUCUUCAUUAUUCUUAACUCACAAAGGUUCACACAAAAUGACAUCAUGCUGGCUAAAGAAAUAAGAAAACAGAAGAAAAACUUUUACUUUGUUCGUUCCAAGAUUGACAAUGACCUCAGGGCAGAGGAAAAGAAAAAGGGAUUUGAUGAGCAGAAACUUCUCUCCAAAAUAAGAGACUACUGUGAAAAAAACCUAGAAGAUGUGGGAGAACCUAAAGUUUACUUGAUAUCGUCUUUUGACUUGGAGAAAUAUGAUUUUGAAAUACUUCAAAACACUCUCGAAGAAGAUCUUCCAGACCAUAAGAGAUCUGCUCUUCUACAAGCCUGGCCAGUGUGCUCAGCAGAAUCUCUCGAGAAGAAGAUCAAAUUCUUCCAACGCAUGAUCUGGGCUGCAUCUUUUGCCUCUGCUGGUAUAGCCGUGGUCCCUCUGCCGGGUCUUUCAGUAGCAUGUGAUUCAAGCAUGGUGUUGCUUUUCCUGUCAAGGUGCUACUAUUCGUUUGGUUUGGAUGAAGGAUCAUUGUCAAAGCUUUCAGAAAAAGUGAACAAGCCCCACCUGAAAGAUAUGCCCAAAUCAAAGUUAUUUGCUGCCAUGAAAGACAAAGUUUUUACCAGAGUAAGCAGUUCUGCUGCACUCACUGCCAUUACCACUGUUGAACUUUUGUUUAGUCUCCUUCCAGGUGUGGGCAGUGCUGUUGCGGCAGGAAUCUCCUUCACGACGACUGCGUACCUCUUGAGAGAAGGAUUAAAUGAUCUGGCAGAAACUGCUCGAAGUAUCAGAAAAGAAGCUGGGCUGGAUAUAGCCUAAAACUACAAGCAGACAAUCUAUGUUGUUCUAGUUUGUUCCCUUCAUUGAUAUAUGUACAAUAAAGCAUGAAUUGUUUUCUGUUAGACUGUGUGGGGGUUUAGCAAAGAGAAUAACACUCU
Molecule: messenger RNA, 1383 nt
Organism: Pimephales promelas (fathead minnow)
Lineage: Eukaryota; Metazoa; Chordata; Actinopteri; Cypriniformes; Leuciscidae
Source: RefSeq, a predicted model, not a curated record